Molecule: messenger RNA, 1038 nt
Organism: Penicillium brevicompactum
Lineage: Eukaryota; Fungi; Ascomycota; Eurotiomycetes; Eurotiales; Aspergillaceae
Product: putative zinc metalloproteinase
Exons: 1
Coding region: 1-1038 (345 amino acids)
Molecular function (GO): proteasome binding
Source: RefSeq, a predicted model, not a curated record
AUGGACUCCCCUAUGGAGCUGAAUAUCCAUCACCAUGGGACCCCGCACAUAAUCCACGUUCCCUCUUCAGCAACAUUACAAGACCUCACAUCCGAGAUUGCGAACGUUUUGAACAUUCCAGUCGACAACCAGAAGCUCCUCAUAGCCCCAAAGCCAGGAAUGCAAAAAGCGCCAUUCGCACCAACUCGCCUCGAUGAAAUUCUCCAAACUUCCUCCCCCAAAUUCAAGAUCACCCUCCUCGGAACCCCCGCCAAAGCGAUCGCAGACCUCCACCAACAAUCCGAGAGCGAAAAGCAGCGACAAGAAGCGCGAGCUUCUGCCUUGGCUGCUGCGCGACGCAAUAAGCAAACACCAACCUCACGCCGCAGUGGUGGCGUCCACACUAUCUCCUCUUCGAGCAAUAACUAUACCUUCCACCGUCUCCUCCCACUCUCAUACCUCCCGAACCCUGACCGCUCCUUGGACUUCCUCAAGCGCCUCCGCGAUGACCCAGGCAUCCGUACCGCGAUGGCAAAGCAUAAAUUCUCCGUUCCUCUCUUAACGGAGAUGAACCCAGCAGAGCACACCACUAGCGAAUCACGGACGCUGGGUCUUAACCGGAAUAAAGGCGAAGUCAUUGAGCUGCGCUUGCGAACAGAUGCCUAUGAUGGGUAUCGUGAUUACCGCACUAUUCGAAAGACGCUUUGUCACGAGCUCGCUCACUGCGUGUUUGGACCACAUGACCGUGAUUUCUGGGAUUUGACAUCGCAGAUUGAGAAGGAGGUCGAGCGAGCUGAUUGGAAGUCUGGUGGGAACCAGUUGUCCAGCCAGGAAUUCUAUAACCCUGGUGACUGGGAUAGUGUACAGGACGGGGAGGAGUUUGUUGAUGAGUGUGGGUGGACGGGCGGCGAGUUUGUCCUUGGUGGAUUGCAAGGAGACUCGGGGUCAUCACAACCUGGGAGUGGAGGGGCUCUAACUCGUCGGGAAAUUAUGGCUCGUGCUGCGGAGGAGAGAAUGAAAAGGGAAACCCAGACAAGGAAGCAGGAUGAUGCUACGUGA